Messenger RNA from Psylliodes chrysocephalus, 2279 nucleotides. The record is from the annotation of a GenBank genome assembly. NCBI's taxonomy places the organism in Eukaryota, Metazoa, Arthropoda, Insecta, Coleoptera, Chrysomelidae.
CUUGAUCGUUUUCAAAUAUCAUUAAUAAAUAAGAUAGUGAACAUGUCGUAUGAGUCAAAUUUAGAUAUCGAAUUUUCUCCAAGUCAAUGGUCUAAAAGAAGACAAGGAAUCGAAAGAUGUAAAGAACAUAUUGAGUUAAUCGAAAACUACAGUCAAAUCGUCAGACAAUCUAUACCUUGUAAGUUGAAUAUUCCCUAUGGUGCUGGGAAAAGAGAACUUAUAGACAUUUUUGGCAUAAAUUUGCCAGAAGAAUCUCCCGUUUUUAUACACGUUCACGGUGGAUAUUGGCAAGAAACUAGCGUACGCCAUGAUAACAAUUCCUUUAUAGCCAAAAAUUUAUAUCUACAUAAAAUCAAAUCAGUUUUUAUAGGUUACGAACUCUGUCCAAAUGUGUCAUUGACAAUUUUAAUUGAAAAUAUAAAGAAAGCUCUAAAAAUGUGUCUAACGUUAGUGGAUAUAAAUAAAAUUAGUGGUAUACAUCUUUCUGGGCAUUCAGCAGGAGCACAAAUCGUGGCCAUCUUGUUUACUGAUUUUAUUCCCAAUAACCUUCUAGAAAAACAAAGACAACUGUUUAAAUCCGCAUUUUUAAUAACAGGAUUGUAUGAUUUAGUACCUCUACUAGAAACUUCUUACAACAAUUUAUUAAAGUUAGAUAAAGAAUCUGCUAUAAAUCUCAGUCCACUUCAUCAGAAUUUGAAGUUUGGCGAAUGUAAAAUACUAAUAGUUGUUGCCGAAAACGAUAGUCCCAGAUUUAUAGAACAAGGACAUAGAAUGUAUCAAUAUGUUAAGGAAAUUGGAUUUCAAUCGAAAUUUGUAUUACAAAAGAACGUUGACCAUUAUGAUAUUAUUGAAGAUCUUUAUAAUGACAAAAACGAUCUUAUUAAUCUCAUUAUUGAUAUUUGUUUAAAAAAUAUUUGAGUUUUUGACGUAACUUUUUCCUAGUCUUAAGGCCACAGUUUUAUUGUAUUUUUCCUAUAAGAAGCAAGGGUUUACCAUUUCCGAUUGCACUUAAAUUCCGCUAAAUGUUUUAAACUUAAUCUUCUACCAGCUUAAAGUAGGUAUAAGGUUUGGAUAAUGAUAUCUCCUACUUUUUAUUUGUCCAGUUUAUAUACUGAAUUUAAAAAAAAAUCAUAUAAAGUGAUUUUAAAAUCAGAACUAAAAACUAGGAGAUUUCAUUCUACAUAUUGUUGCGCAGCUUUUGGUAUCUCAAUCAACUUUUACAAUAACUAUACAACUGAUUACAUUAACUUAUAACGUCUAUCAUAAAACUGAAAACUGACGUCAGGCUCAUCGACUUAUAUAGCUUGCGUGACCCUUCUCGAACUGUCCCACGUCCCACAAUAUUUUAUAUCCCCUCACAAUAUAUCCCACAGUGUAUCCACUCUUACCGUCAAGGUCAAUGCGUGUUAAGUUUCAUACCCCCGCCGUCGUGAGAUCGCCACCGUCACCGUUUAUAGGACACGCUUGUGCAGCGUUGCCAAUAGCAAUAAUUUUACCCGAUUUUUGGGUAUUGUUAAUUAACUAAUGAACUUUUAUGAAUUGAUUUAUAAUUUAUUAAUGCAAGAUUAUAGCGUUUUUGCCGUUUUUCAUUUAGUAGUAUGUACUACUGCUGAAAAGUCAUGUUUUAAAAUAUUUUCAUCGUCACUAUUACAUUUAUUGGUGACUUCAGGCGUUCGGGGUAAGUGAUGAGAAUUAUCACCAUUUGACCGUGACAACACUGCCUACUUUGUGUACUUGAUACCUACAUAACCACAAAUAUUUCUUAUUUCUUUAUUAUUUUUAUGAAUGUUGUGAGUGAUUUGUUUGUUUUUGAACUGAUUGUUAAAUAAUAAAAUGGAAAUAAAACAGAAAGUCAAUAGUGAAAUGGAAAUAAAGCACAGAAUUAAUACCACAGCAUAAAGUUUAUUUAAUAGGCAUUGUCGCGAUUAGUUUCGGCUUACAUUGGUCAAUGACCACAUGGAGGAAGGAUUAAUGUGACCACAUUACAUUUGAGAUAAUGGAUAAACUUUCAGUCAUGAUUGUAAAGUGUAAGUGUUCCCGGUUCCAGGUUGUUACAUUAUUUUAAUGGUAAAAUACGUCUUCUUGCUAACACAAGAUACCUAUAAUAUAAGAAAUAAGAAAAACCAGAUAAAACUAAAAAAAUGAAAACACUUGAAUCUUUUUUAUUUUAUUUUAAUAUUUUGCAUGUACCUAUUAUUAUUGCCUUAUUUUUAGCUAUUUUUAGUUUUAGUUAAAAUAAUAUCCGAAAUAAUUUACAUUUUAUAAAUAAAUCGUUAUAA